AUGGAUACCAGCACAGCUCACAGAGAGACAUGGAUACCAGCACAGCUCACAGAGAGACAUGGAUACCAGCACAGCUCACAGAGAGACAUGGAUACCAGCACAGCUCACAGAGAGACAUGGACACCAGCACAGCUCACAGAGAGACAUGGAUACCAGCACAGCUCACAGAGAGACAUGGAUACCAGCACAGCUCACAGAGAGACAUGGACACCAGCACAGCUCACAGAGAGACAUGGACACCAGCACAGCUCACAGAGAGACAUGGAUACCAGCACAGCUCACAGAGAGGCAUGGAUACCAGCACAGCUCACAGAGAGACAUGGAUACCAGCACAGCUCACAGAGAGCCAUGGAUACCAGCACAGCUCACAGAGAGACAUGGAUACCAGCAGAACUCACAGAGAGACAUGGAUACCAGGACAGCUCACAGGGAGACAUGGAUACCAGCACAGCUCACAGAGAGACAUGGACACCAGCAGAGCUCACAGAGAGGCAUGGAUACCAGCACAGCUCACAGAGAGACAUGGACACCAGCACAGCUCACAGAGAGACAUGGACACCAGCAGAGCUCACAGAGAGGCAUGGAUACCAGCACAGCUCACAGAGAGACAUGGACACCAGCAGAGCUCACAGAGAGACAUGGACACCAGCAGAGCUCACAGAGAGACAUGGAUACCAGCACAGCUCACAGAGAGGGUUGUGUGAGUGUUUCAACAUCGAUGUUAAGCGGCCUCGUAUCUACACUGGUCCAGAGGAGGCCCUGUUUGGUUUCUCUGUGCUACAGCAUGACAAUGCGGGGGACAAAUCGAUGCUGGUUGGUGCUCCUUGGGAUGGACCUUCCAAUACCAGGAGAGGAGACGUGUACAAAUGCCUCGUGGGAGAAGAGAGGAGCUCCAACUGCACCAAAACCAACCUAGGUGAGAGCACGUUACAGAAUGUAUCUAGAAACCUGAAGAACUCUCAUCUAGGAAUGACCCUCAGUCCAGACUCACCUGAUGGAUUCCUGGCGUGUGCGCCCCUGUGGUCUCAGGAGUGUGGUACGUCAGUCUUCAGUACGGGGAUCUGUGCUUCUGUCAGCGACAACCUGGAACCUAGAGAGACCAUCGCCCCUACAGCACAGAGAUGUGCAACAUACAUGGACAUAGUGAUCGUUCUGGAUGGCUCCAAUAGUAUCUAUCCCUGGUAUGAAGUCCAGAACUUCCUCAGUAACAUCCUCAGCAAGUUCCAUAUCAGCCCAGAACAGAUGCAGGUGGGGGUUUUGCAGUACGGUGAGGUUGCGGUCCAUGAGUGGUCACUGAGAGACUACCAGACAACACAGGAGGUGGUUGAAGCAGCUAAGAACAUCAGCCGACAGGAGGGGCGGGAGACACGCACAGCAUACGCCAUCCACAUGGGCUGCACGGAGGCAUUCAGCCCUGAGCGGGGGGCGAGGGAGGGGGCCACCAAGGUCAUGAUCGUGGUGACAGACGGAGAGUCACAUGAUGGGGAGGAGCUACCGGAUGCUCUGGAGGAGUGUGAGAAGAGAAACAUCACCAGAUAUGCCAUCGCUGUAUUGGGUCACUACAUCCGCAGGCAGCAGGACCCAGAGACGUUUAUCAGUGAGAUCAAGUACAUCGCCAGCGACCCUGACGACAAAUACUUCUUCAACGUGACUGAUGAGGCGGCGCUCAACGACAUCGUAGAUGCACUAGGAGACCGCAUCUUCACUCUAGAGGGGACGCUGGGGUACAACGAGAGCUCCUUCAAGUUUGAGAUGUCCCAGAUCGGCUUCUCCACACACGUUCUCGAUGAUGGCAUCCUGUUUGGGAUGGUGGGGGCGUAUGACUGGGACGGAGGGGUGCUGAAGGAGGGCGCUGAGGGCCGCAUCAUGCCCACCAGAGAGGCCUUUGAGUCAGAGUUCCCUCAGGAGCUCAAGAACCACGCUGCCUAUCUGGGCUACACAGUGUCGUCAGUGAUAGUGGGAGACUGGAGGAGGCUGUAUGUGGCUGGAGCACCCAGGUUCAAACACAAAGGAAAGGUCAUUCUGUUUGAACUGAGCAACAAUGGAGAUGUCAACAUUGCACAGGCCCUCAAUGGAGAACAGAUUGGGUCGUACUAUGGCAGUGAGGUGUGUGGGUUGGACGUGGACCAGGAUGGCAUUACUGAUGUUCUGCUGGUGGCAGCACCCAUGUACCUGGGCCCUGGCAACAAGGAGGCAGGCAGAGUCUACAUCUACUCCCUCAGUGGGGAGGAGGUGUUUGUAUCUAACGGUACUCUGAAGGCAGAGGAUAGGUCCCAGGAUGCUAGGUUUGGCUACGCCCUGGCCUCCGCCCCAGACCUCAACCAUGACGGGUACACUGACCUGCUGGUGGGGGCACCCCUAGAGGAUGGACACAAUGGGGCCAUAUACGUCUACCACGGCCAGGGCAUACACAUCAUCCACAACUACAAACAGCGUAUCGCAGGGUCGUCCCUGUCUCCCUCUCUGCAGUACUUUGGGCGCAGUGUGAGUGCCAGAUUGGACCUGGAUGGAGAUGGUCUGUUAGACCUGGCUGUGGGGGCCCAGGGCAGUGCUGUACUACUCAGUUCUCGUAAUAUAGUCCAGAUCAACAUGAGUCUGUCCUUCCAGCCCCACUCCAUCAACGUCAUCCAGAAGACGUGUCAGAGAGGAGGGAGGGAGUCUGACUGUCUCAACGCUACAGCCUGCUUCCUGGCUCUGUCCCGCUCCCCUGGAACUCACAGCAACAGCUUUGAGCUGUCGGUGGUGGCCAUGUUGGAUGAGAGAAAGUUGACAGCGAGGGCGUUGUUUGACGACAGCAACCAGAGACAGUCACAGCUGGGGGUCAGAGUUCACACAAGACAGACCGUCUGCCACAACCUGCCCUUCCAUGUGUUUGACACAGCUGACUACAUCCGUCCAAUCAGCUUCUCCCUGCGCUUUAAGAUCAACGACACAGAGAGCGGCCCAGUGCUGGACGAAGGCUGGCCCACCACCUUCAAGAGAUCGAUUGCGUUCUUCAAAGACUGUGGUGAGGAUGAUGUGUGUGUCACUGAUCUGGUGCUGCAGGCUCAUAUGGACAUCUCUGGGACAAGACAGCAGCCCUAUGUGAUCCGUAGCCCUCGCAGACGUCUGGCUGUAAAAGUCCAGCUGCAGAACAGACUGGAGAACGCCUACAACACCAGCCUAUCGCUGCACUACUCACGCAACCUCCACUUCUCUAGUCUCAGUAUACGGGAGGAUACCCAGUUGAAAAUUGAGUGUACAUCUCUCAGUUCCAACAGUCAUUCCUGUAAUGUCAGCUAUCCUGUGUUCCGCUCCCACUCCAAGGUGAACUUCAUGUUAGAGUUUGAGUUCAGCUGUACGUCUCUGCUCAGUAAAGUCCAGAUGAAACUCACAGUUGCCAGUGACAGUGUGGAGAGAGAGGCUACGUUGGGAGACAACAGUGUUCAGCUCCAGACUGUGGUUCAGUACGAACCUGACCUCUUCAUCACCAGUGACUCCAAUCUGAACCGUUAUGAGGUCCACCCAACCAGAACCAUAUCAGAGGCAAUAGGACCAGAGUUCUACACACACUUCAGGAACCUGGGCUGUUACAGUGUGAGUAACCUGGAGUUGAGGCUGAGCCUGCCCUCUGUAGCAGCUGGAGACAGAGUCUUCAUGGCUGUUACUGAGGUCUUCUCUUACAACGUGACAGGGGUGAACUGCAGUGUAGACAGUGACGUGUCCCAGCUGAAGGACAGACAGAGAGAUGUACGACCACUACAUCCUGAAGACAUGCAACAGACUGACCUACUGAACUGCAGCAGGUCGUGGUGUGUGGAGGUGGUGUGUGAGGUACAGCAGCUGCAUCGAGGACAGACCGCUCUCAUACGAGUCAGCCGCAGGGUCCACGACAACUUCUUCAGACAGGCUAAGUUUAAGGUGGUGAGGAUAGUGAGUGCCUAUCGUCUGGCUGCUCAGGAAUCUAACCUGGUCACUCUUGGGAGUGGCGCCAUCUGGAGGGAGACGGUGCUGGAGGUACUAAAGGGGCGGGCCAUCCCCAUUUCUCUCUGGAUUUUGAUAGGUAGCAUUAUUGGAGGGCUUCUGCUAUUGGCCCUCAUCAUCUUCGCAAUGUGGAAGCUGGGGUUCUUCACUCGUAAACAGAUAAAGGACGAGGAACUCGAGGACUGA
Molecule: messenger RNA, 4149 nt
Organism: Salvelinus namaycush (lake trout)
Lineage: Eukaryota; Metazoa; Chordata; Actinopteri; Salmoniformes; Salmonidae
Product: integrin alpha-10-like
Exons: 30
Coding region: 1-4149 (1382 amino acids)
Biological process (GO): integrin-mediated signaling pathway; cell adhesion mediated by integrin; cell-cell adhesion
Cellular component (GO): integrin complex; external side of plasma membrane
Molecular function (GO): integrin binding
Source: RefSeq, a predicted model, not a curated record